GAGCCAUCUUCACUAAAAAAAACCUUUAUUUUGUUAGGUUUUCGACGUGUUACGGUCUGUUAUUGCACAGUCACAGCACAGGUAGCAUUCAUGGAGGAAUUACACAGGACAGUUGGACCAGGCAGAUCAGUCUCCUUCAAAACCCAGCAAUAUCAAUCAACUAACAGACAAUGUACGUGAAGAUUCCACACAGCGCAAUUCUUGCCAUGAAGUUUCUCUGUCGGUCGUGGAGUCCAUCUGCCUCUAACUUCCAGCAGAUGUUUACAUCAACUGGCGUGUCUCCGUCACAUAACAACUGGAGUUCAGCCAAACAAGACGAAAAGCUGGACGAUGAGUUAAGCUCAGGGGAACUCGAAGAUCCAAAACUGGAGAUACAAGAAGUAAUGAAUGAGUUUCCACUUCAGAGUAGGAGCAGUACGUCCAGCAGGGGAUCUUGGUGGGGAAGCAAAUCCUUAACUAGCUUACUCAGACAGCACAGACUGAAGAAGAAAGAAGAUAUCCGGAUUCACACAGCUAGCGUUCACGCGGCUCUCUCUGUCACACGCUUGGCUGCUGCGAUUGCCAGCGUUGCAGCUGCCAAGAGCGGCAUAGAAUCAGUAGAAGUCGGUGAAGAUGGCAACCCCAUCAUCAUAAGCGACAUUCUUGCUUCUGCAGCAUAUCUGGUUGCUGCAGUAUGUGCCGAAGCUGCAGAGUCGUUGGGUGCGCACACCACUCAUGUUUCUUCUGCCAUCAACUCAGGCUUGGCUAUCCAAACAACCGGCGACAUGAUCACACUCACAGCUGAUGCUGCAACAUGUUUAAGAGGAGCGGCAGCACUCAAAGCAAGAGCCACCGCGGAAUCCUAUGUUCUCAAAACCCGAAAUCUGCUAGAAGUAAAAGGCGAGCUAUCAGUUGUCACUCCUUCUGGAAGCACAAGAUACGGGUGGGCGUCCAUAUACUCGAAGCACAGUCAGCUCAUGCUGAGCAUCCAGAAGAAGCAUCUGGGAUUCUUAGCAACAAGAAAGGAGUAUAAGAUUUUCCGUGUGAAGGAGGGAGAACAGGAAGCUCAGGGUUCCGGCAACUUUUCUAUCUGCCUAAGGAGCAACAGUGGAGAUAUCAAGCUCUUGUUUAAAGAUGAAAAUCAAACUUUGGUUUGGACAUCAAGCAUUUCUAAACUCUUACAGAUGCAUAGUUGACGUUCAGCAAAUCUGUAAAGGCUAUAGUUUCUAUUCAAACUCAUUGCUUAAAGACUGUAUUUCUUGCACUAUGUCAUUUGCAUUGCUCUUUAAGACAUUCUCCACAAAAAUCAGAUGAUGAUACAAGCUGAAAAGGGAAACAAUAACAAGGAACUGAACUGCAACAAUGGAGUUGUUUUGAGUCUCCGACACAAAGCGAGAUUUCAUGUAAAAUAACACGACAAUUUAUCCGUUCUCUAGAUUAAAAGCUGCCAGAAGCACCAAAAAGGCCAUGUAUUUUUGUUUUCUCAACCUUCAUAGUAGAGAAAAAGACGUACAUAUUGUCAUGAUUGCACAAUUCUUACAAGAACUUCAGAAAGGCCAUGUAUUUUGUUUA
Malus domestica (apple) is the source of this 1551-nucleotide messenger RNA. Its product is annotated as VAN3-binding protein-like. Gene Ontology annotation, biological process: auxin-activated signaling pathway; leaf vascular tissue pattern formation; phloem or xylem histogenesis. Lineage: Eukaryota; Viridiplantae; Streptophyta; Magnoliopsida; Rosales; Rosaceae. The record is from RefSeq and is a predicted model, not a curated record.